Molecule: messenger RNA, 678 nt
Organism: Arabis nemorensis
Lineage: Eukaryota; Viridiplantae; Streptophyta; Magnoliopsida; Brassicales; Brassicaceae
Source: the annotation of a GenBank genome assembly
AUGGUCAAAGUUAGAGAGUUUACAACAGAUCCAAAGUCAACUCUAAGGACCCUUCACUUUGUGUUGCCUACGAAAGAAAAAGUGGAACAAACCAAAGAUCUUAUCAAGGUAAGUACCAAGAAGAAUCAAAUUGUUUCUAUUGAUUCCAUAACUGCUAUAAUGCGCUUGUCUUGUCCAGGAAAUACUAUGACAGGUCUAGGUACCCAAGAAAAAACUAAGACACGAGGAGACCAAAGGAGGGAACAAAGAGACUACAACGCCUUGCUGCCCAACAAAAUCAGCAACAAGCCAUGUCGAGGAGUCAUAGAAUCCUUACUGAUCAAAGAAGAACCACCGAAUACACAACAUAAGCGCCACCCGGAUCACCAACAAGCCAAACACCGAGGUAAUUCUAUAAACCCUCAAGUAACUAAAGUUACUAACUUGACUUAUCUCCGUGCAUAUCCUACAGUUGUGAGGACAAAACUUCUUGAAGAGGGAGGGUAUGAUGAGGUCAUCAGACCAAGCAUCGAUCAUGAUUACGUAACCAAGAGAUCCUCUUUAACACAAAUGAACUUGGAGCCACAUUCAGAAACACUCCAGAAGCAAAUGACAUUCAAGAAAGCUCGGAUGCAUCCGAUUAGACCUUGUGGAAGUCUUUGCACAUUUGAGCAUCAAGGAAGCUCAGCCUCGAACUAA